Molecule: messenger RNA, 7348 nt
Organism: Lutzomyia longipalpis
Lineage: Eukaryota; Metazoa; Arthropoda; Insecta; Diptera; Psychodidae
Gene: nwk
Product: protein nervous wreck
Exons: 6
Coding region: 613-3570 (985 amino acids)
Biological process (GO): neuromuscular synaptic transmission; regulation of actin filament polymerization
Cellular component (GO): neuromuscular junction; recycling endosome
Molecular function (GO): protein binding
Source: RefSeq, a predicted model, not a curated record
GCUGAUGGGAAUCGAUCGGCAAACGGGGAAGGAAGAAGAAGUUGGUGCGUGUGCGAAGGAGAAAAUUCCUGAGCUGGAGUGAAAGUGUGGAGGCGGUUUUUCGUGUGCAACUCGCCAUUUUUCCUCGACCCCAAAAAGAGAAGAGUUGUUGCAAAUGCUCAUUCAUCCCCCCAACAAAUGUGCUCUGGGCAAUCAAAAUCCACUUAUACACGGGCAUUCAAUCGAUGGGAAAUUGACGAAUAAUGAUUUAGUUUGAUCCCCCUUUGGGUCCUUUUUUUCCGUGCUCUCGUGUCUCGCUUGUGAGUGAGUAGGAUUCCUGCACAAGUGCGCCGUGCUGUGUGUGUGUUGAGAGAAAAAAAAUUUAGGGAAGAAAACUCGUGAGGAAAAAUCUCCGUGGCCUCAAUUGUGAGAUUUAAGGGAGAAGAAAAAAAAAUUGCCGGACUUUUGUGAGCUCCCGUGAAAGGCUCAGGUGGAAGCUUAAAAUCCUGUGCUUGAGUGGCAAAGAAAAAGUGUUGAAAGGGUGCGCGGCACCCUCAAAGCAAAGAGGGAACAAGUCCAACAUUCGUCGCAUUGAAAAAUUCCCAAAAUAUCCUCUAAGGGUGGUGCGGAAAAAUGCAGCCUCCACCGAGAAAGGGUAACUACACCAAAUUCCUCAAGAAUCUCCAUGCGGAGCAAGUGGCGAAGCUGCAGCUCAAGAAUCAGCAUGAAUGCGAUCUCCUGGAGGACAUUCGACUAUUCACAAUUAAACGGUCAGCCAUUGAGAAGUCCUACAGUGAGGCAUUGCUCAAGAUUUCAUCGGCAUACCUCAAUAAGAAGAUGCCCAACAUACCGGACAUUAAGAUGGAGGGAACAGAGGAGAAAUGGAAUAUGUGGAGUGUAUGGCGGACAGUGUUGGAGGAGAAUGAGAAGCUUGCACGUGCCCGUUUGGCGGCAAUUGAGGUGUUUCAGCAGCAAAUUGCAGAUGAGGCAAAGAUGCUGCGUGACUACAAGUUGGCCAUUAGCAAGAAGUGCGUGAACCAAUUGGUCAACAUCCAGAAGGAGUUGCAAAAUUGCGUGGUGCGCGUGGACACGACCAAGAAGCAGUAUUUCGACGAGGAGCACAGUGCCCACGAUGUGCGGGACAAAGCACGCGAUAUUGAGGAGAAGCUGAAGAAGAAGAAGGGCUCCUUCUUCCAAUCAAUCACAUCACUGCAGAAGAAUAGUGCGCGCGUGACGACGCGCAAAGAGCAGCUGGAGGAACGCUCAUCCGGAGCACGGAAUGACUACCUGCUGAGCCUGGCAGCAGCCAAUGCGCACCAGAAUCGCUACUUCACCGUGGAUCUGCAAACCACGAUGACCACAAUGGAGAACUAUGUGUACGAGCGAAUAGCUGACUACCUAAUGCUAAUGGGGCGUACGGAAUUGCUCACAUGCUCUGCCACACAGCACUCCUUCGGGAAGAUUCGUGAUCAGGCGCAGCAACUCACGCGGGACUACAACCUGCAGUGCUGCUACCUGUUUUACCCCGUACUCAAGCAGCAUAUUCAGUAUGAUUUUGAGAAUUGCGAAAAUGAUCCAGUUGUGAAGAUUACAGCGGAACAUGAAUCAGCUGCGGCGAAUCUCAGUCGAGAGGCCAAAAUCAUGGCAAGUCGCAUUGUCCGUGAGAAUACCAACAUAAAGGAGUACGUGAAGAAGUUGGCCAUCUGCCAGGCACUCCGUGAUGCUGGGCAGCGUGUCGAUCCGCAGGAUCCGCACGGAGUUGACCUGGAGACGAAGAUGGAGGACUUCCGGGAGUGUGUGCGCAAAGCAGAGACGGAAAAGGCAAAAGCAGAGGCGUGCAUUGAGAUCCUUCGACAGGGUGGGGUGAAUGUUGAUGAGUGGUUGCAGGAAGCUGAAACACUGGGUGUUCAGGAGAUUCAUCGCUCCAAUAGUUCCCUGUCAAUGCGCACAGAUGCUUCGGGGCAGGGUGAACAACCCAGUUCAGAUAGUUUCUACGAUUCAGACACAGAAGAGCCACCACAGCCAAAGAUUUCUCAGCCAUCGACGUCACAGGCGGUUGUGGUGGCGCACGAUGUUGACGAAGAAGAACUUUCGCAAGCUGAGAGUGUUCCCGAUCACGCAGAUGUGGAUGCAAUGCUUGAGCAGGAGCGUCAGAAGAUUGAGCAACUCACUGCGGGAUGGGAUGAUCCGACACAGGUGGAUUGGGGAGCUGAAGGUGCCGGAAGUGCUGUACCAGCUCAAACGGGUCCUGUCUUCAAAUGCACUGCCCUGUACUCGUACACAGCCCAGAACCCCGAUGAGCUGACAAUUGUGGAGAAUGAGCAGCUGGAGGUGAUUGGGGAGGGUGACGGGGAUGGGUGGUUGAGGGCACGGAAUUACCGUGGCGAAGAGGGCUACGUACCACACAACUACCUUGAUGUGGAACGCGAUGAGCUGAGCGAUUCGAGUCAGCAACAAGCACUCGCAGCGCAGAUUUCCUUCUCCUCCGUCGACUACACGGUGGACAAUGAGGAUCAAGAGGCGUAUCAGGAUUCAGCACAAUCUCCCGACCAGGUGUCCGUAAUUUCUGCACCCGUGAAAACCGAACCCGCCACACCGGGUGUGCAGUGGUGUAUCGCUCUCUACGACUACGAUGCUACGGCUGAGGAUGAGUUGACCUUCGAGGAGGGUCAGAUUAUUCGAAUCACCACAAAGAGUGCCCAUGGGGUGGAUGAUGGAUGGUGGGAGGGUGAACUCGAUGGGAAACACGGCAAUUUCCCAUCUCUCGUCGUUGAGGAGUGCGAUGAGAAUGGGGAUCCACUCACAGAGGGUGAGGAAGAGCCCGAAGAUUCACCCAUGACACCACCCUCAGUCCCUGAUGCUGUCCGGCAACUUCCUGUACCCGCACCGCCGCCCACAUUUGAAGCUUUCUCAUCAAAUGACACAGAACCUGAUCAACCACCCCCUAGUCAGCCACCUCCGCAGGCACCGCCGCAGACCUUCGAGAUGGAGCUUUCCAAGGCGCAACAGAAUCAAUUCCAAUCCGUGCCGCCAGUGUUGGUGCUGGAACCUGAGGGAGAUGCAUCCGGAACAGUGACCAGCGGCGAUGGUGGUGAGGACUAUGGACUCAAUGUUGUUCAGGUAACUGUUACUGCUGCAACACCCAUGGCAGAGCAUCCAGAGAUGUCUUUUCCACCCGUAAAGGAAGACAUCGAGGCGGAGGAAGCUGAAGCUGAGGCAGCCAAGGAGUCCCCCGUGGAGGAGGAGGAGGUGGCAGAGGAAGAAGAGAAGGAUCUCCCGCCGCCACCACCGCCCCAGGAAGAGCCACCACCACCCCCGGAGGAGGAGAAUGACUCUGGUGAGGAUCUCCCACCGCCGGCGGAGAAGGCACCCGAAGCAGCAGCCAUUCCCCCACCGGAAUCCGAUCCCUUUGGCGGUGAUGGGCAAUUUGAUGCGAAUUUCGAAGCAAAUUUCUCCGCAAACUUCGAAGAUGCCUUCGCUGGGGACCCUGAACCACCGAAGCAAGUGGUUGGCGGGAGGGCUAGUAUACCCGAAGAGCUGGCACCGCAUCAGCUCGAGAGAUUGCAGAAUCUCAAGGAGAGCAAUGCCUAAAGGACACACACACAACAUACUCAUCAAUCAACACUAUCACGUCGUAUGCACCAACAAAAUCCCUUCCACACGGGAUCGAUGGUACGUUCUUUUAUCUUCUCUUUUUCUCUAAAAAAUCAUUUUCUCAUCAUAAUGGGAAAAAUUUAUGUUUUCUGCACGCCCAUGUGGGUAGCAUGACUCUUUUUUUUAGUUAACUUUUCUUUUAUCUCAUUGUUAAUAUAAUUGUAUGUAGUAGAAAAUCAAUUUCUUAGUGGCAAUAUUAGGUGAAAAAGGAAGUUUAGGAGGAAACUAUGGGACAAAAAAAAACAUAUUAGAUAAAAGAUUUUAAUAAAAGAAAAGUCAAUCAUAACGCGUCCAGUUAUAAGAGUUGGUGUCCCACAACGUAUAGAAGUUAGUUUAUGCGUUAUAAUACAAUUUGUGAUCAGUAUUAGUAGGCAAAGUUGAUUUUUUUUGUAAAAUUCAGUAAUUUGAUGCAUAAAAAUGGUUAUAUCUUUGGUUCUAUAAGGCCUACAGAAAUUUCUUGACUAGUUAUGGAAAGGUAUUGAAAUAAGCUAUAAUCUGAAAUAUGUUUCGAUACAUUUCAAGGUCACCACUAGAACACAAAAUGGCGGAUUUUUGUUUCACCAAAACAGUUUUUGGCAUUUUUUAUCCUGAAGGAAUAGUUCUAGAGGUUUCUGAUGUUCUAGAAAGUUGUAGAGUUUUGCAAAACCUUUAAUUUGAUACCAAGUUGAACAAAAUCGGACAAGCAGUUCAGAAGAUAUGGCUCUUAGAACUUUUCAAAUUCAAGAAUUUUUCAAAUGGCCAUAUCUUCUAAACGGCGACAUAGAUUUUCUUCAUUUUCGGACUGGUGAAAGAUAUUGAGUCAGGCUACAACAUAUCAAAAUUUAAAAGAUUUGCCUAAUGGGGAUUCGGAGAUAUUGCCCCUUAAAGUUAGGCAAUUUUUGUUUUUGUUUUUAGCGCCUCUUGCGGACGGUUUUGAAACUUGAAAUGUUCUAGAAAGUUGUAGGGCUUCGCAAUACCUUUCAUUUGAUACCAAGAUGAUCAAAAUCGGUGAAGCCGUUCUCGAGUUAUAUUGAAAAAACACUUUUUGCUUUAGGCCGCCAUAUUUGCUAAACCGCUUGACCGAUUUUCAAGUAUGAAUUGUCGAUGAAAACGUCUCACUGAGCUCUACAACAUACUAAAAUUUCAGACCUCCAGCUGUAAGGGAAGUGGUUGACAGUAUUUCAAAAUGGCGGACGGCGGCCAUCUUGGAUUUUGAAAAUGCGAAAAAAUGAAAUUUUACACCCACAUUUCUAUAGAAAACUUCAAACCGGAAGUCUCUAUCUGUUACCGUUCUCGAGAUAUAAUGCAAAAUGUUGACCACCGGACGGCAGGCCGGCAGGCCGGCAGGCCGGCAGGCCGGCCGGAUCAAAAAUUUUCCACCACCAUUUUUGGAAUGUGGGUUGUCUGAAACGUGCUCAUACCAAGUUUGAGCCCGAUCUGAGGUGGUCGGUUUUUCCGACGAUUACAAUACUUGGUGUUGGCCACGAAGUGGAACACCAACUAAUUAUUAAUGAUGAUGAGGAAAAAAUGCAGAGUAUGUAUACAGGCUGGUGGAAAAGUUUAGGUGCACAAGAGAAAUGUUUUUCAUUUUAUUUUUUGGGAAAGAAAAUUUGAAAAAAAAAAUACGAAAAAUCUUUUAAGGAGAGGAAGUUGAAUUUUUCUUUAAAUUACAUAAAAUUAACUUUAUCUGAAAAAAAUGUCAUAAGAUUAGUUUUUCAUUAUCUUUCGAAAUAUAGAGUGGCGCAUAAGUUAAUGCAUGAUUUAAGGCUGGUUUACAUGCAAAAUCAUGCAUUAACUUAUGCGCCACCUAGUAUAAAAGGAGUCGAUUUUGAUAAAAAUCUUUUAUUUCUCAAGAUUUUGACAGUUAUUGUUUCAAAUCGUUCUAUAAAAGAAAAACAGAAUUUGCUGUUCCAGAAAAUAAUCAGAAAGAUCCUUAAAAAGCUCUGGAAAAGUAAUUUUCCCUCAAAAACACGUUUAAUUAGUUUUAUUUUGGAGGACACGAAUUUCUAACCUCAAACUUUGAGCUUGAUUUUCCCUUAAAAAGAAAAUGUUUUUCCAGAUUUUCCUUUGGCGAACUUCGAGUAUUUAAAGUUUCCUACACAUAGAUGUGGAAUUUGUAAAGAUAAGUUGGAUAGAUUUUAAUCUAUGGCGGUUUAGAAAAGUCGAAUUGGCAGCGAUUACCAUUUUUGUCCUCCAAGGGUUAAAGUAAUAAAUAAAAUGUCAAGAUUGUUAAAAAAAUAUUCAGAAUACAGCAUACCAACAAUCUUGUAACUGACGAAUUUUAAGAAAAGAAAAGAAAAGAUUUUUAUAAGAAUCUAUCCCUGAAUGUCUUAAUUCUGAAUUUAACUAUAGGGGAGGGCGGGGCUAAUAAAGUCACUUAAGGGUUUAGAAAAAGCCUAAAAUAUCAUAUUUCCUAGCUAGAUAGAACAAAAUGAUCUGAGAAAGAGUUGUAGGGCAGUAAAUUUCCUAAAGAAAUGAGCUAAACAUUUCGCUUUAUUCAUUUGGGAAAUAUGAUAUUUUGAGCUUUUUCUAAACCCUUAAGUGACUUUUUUAACCCCGCUCUCCCCUAUAAAUUAAAAAAAUAUAUAGAAAGAAUGAAAAUUAAUUUAUAAUUAAAUUUUCAAUGAAAUCUGAAGAAUAAAAGGUAAUAAAUUGGCUUUUUUUUACAGAGGUCUUCCUAAACUUUUCCACUGCACUGAGGUUGUGAGGAAUGAUAAAAAAAACAAAUAAAAAAGCCUGUAGAAAGAUAUCUCUCUUGCAUUUUUAUGCGAAAAUUCAUAAAUCCAUUAAACAGACAACAAAAAAAUCGCGUUGAAGAGACGCGUUGGAUGGUUUUAAAAUCUCCUCGCGAGGAUUCAUUUUUACACACAAAAUGUGAAUAAUAUAGAAAAAGAUUCAAAAACAUCCUUAAAUCCAAUGAAUAGAGGGAAUAUUUAUUAGUAAAAAGAAUAAAGAACUUUCAUGAUGUCGACUUUUUUUGUGUUGGGCGCAUUUGAAUGUGUGUAAAAGGGAUGAAAAAAGAAUAUUUUUUAGCAUCAGAACAAAAUAGUUCUUGUUAGACGUUUUAUAACAUCGCGUCCUCUUUACAAAGGAAGAAGAUUUCAAGGAAACAAAAAAAUAACCUGAAAGAUAUUGUAUAUCUCAAAGGGAUGGAUGAGAAUUUUUAAUGGAAUUUAAUUAUUUAUUUAAUUAUAUACAAAUUAAAAAAUGAUAUUCGCGUUGAACUCAUUGUAGGAAAUACAAUAAUAUUUAAUCCCAAAUAUACCUCACACCAGAAUCAAGGAAAUAUUUCGCGAAAAUAUUUCAAACAGGACAUUUUUUACGUUUAAUAAUCCUAAUUUUCCUUUCUGUGUUUGUUAUUCGUGAGAAUCCUUUUCUUCGGUUGUUGUAAAAUGAAAGAAAAUUGAAUCCCCUUUUUGACGUUGUUUCUUUUCUUAUUUUCUUAGAUAAAACAUAAAAUUAAUAAAAGAAAACAAAUGAGAAGUUAUAAUUAAAAAGAAAUUUAGCAAAAGUAUUUAAAUAGUGGGUGACAAAAAAGCAAAAGAAAUCAGUGGAAAAAAUGGGAGGAAAUAAGAAUAAAUUAAAUAUGAAAAAUUAAUGCGAAGAAAAUACAAAGCAAAAGGGAAAAAAUGGGAAUAAAAAACUUACUCUAUGCGCUUAAACAAAAUAAAUUAAAUUUCUGUCUAAUAAUCCUUAUUAAAAAAAAAGAAAGCAAACAAGAAAAAAAUGUAAACGA